Messenger RNA from Momordica charantia (bitter melon), 1500 nucleotides. NCBI's taxonomy places the organism in Eukaryota, Viridiplantae, Streptophyta, Magnoliopsida, Cucurbitales, Cucurbitaceae. The record is from RefSeq and is a predicted model, not a curated record.
AUGGCUUUUCGGCGGAAUACGAAAGCUCACAACUACGAGGAUCCAAAUUGUAGGGGUGAGGGAGCAGCGGAUCUGAAUGUUCCCCCUGUAGUUCCUGGAAGGGUGGUGUUGCUAGCUGAGGCAUUGCAAGUAUUGCUGGAUAAUGCGAAUGGAGCCGGUGGAGCUCAGGUGCAGCAGCCUAGCCGGGGACAAAUUUCGCAAGAGGAGGUUCAGUUUAUCAGGGAUUUCAAACGCUUUGGGCCACCCGUUUUCAACGGGGUGAGUGAGAGACCUACUGCGGCCGAGGAAUGGGUCAGGGAGUUGGAAGCCCUUUAUGUGUAUCUGGGAUGCUCCGACGAUUUCAAGGUCCGGGGAGCAGUGUUUAUGCUUCAGGGAGAAGCAGUAAAUUGGUGGGAGUCGGUGGCGGCAGCGGAGGAUCACGCCAACGUACCCGUCACAUGGGCAAGAUUUAAGGACCUACUCUAUGAGUACUAUUUCCCCGUGACUGUCAGGAAUGAAAAACGGGCAGAGUUUCUCCGUCUCACUCAAGAAAGCCUAAUUGUGGCCCAAUAUGAGAGGAAGUUCACUGAGCUGUCCCGUUUUGGAAUGCAGUAUAUUCCUACUGAGCAAUUAAAGAUUGACAAGUUCAUUGACGGUUUGCGUAGGGAGAUCAAGGGGCUACUUGUUCUCAAGGAACCAACUACAUAUGCAGCGGCAGUCAGGUGUGCGUUGGUUAUGGACAAAUGUCUCGAGGAGCCCCAGUCUCAGCAGGUGAUAGGCUCCAGCUCGGGGGUCAAGAGAAAAUUUGCAUCGUUCUCCUCCAGUCAACCCUCAAGAGGACACCAGCAUAAUGGGCAAAGGCAGACUACUCCUCCGGCGUGCCCCUCUUGUAAGAAGAACCAUGCUGGGCCAUGUUGGGUGGGAAAAAGAAUAUGUUACAGGUGUCAGAAGGAAGGACAUUUCGCAAGGGAGUGUCUGAUGACCGGCUCGAAUACCCAAGCUUUAGGCCAGAGGAUCCCUGCGACGGCGACAACUCAAGGGACUGUUUUAGUGCUUAGAUCUGUGUUGGUCACUAGUCAAGUGGUGAAAGGAGGUCAGCUCUCUUUCGAUGGUCAGGCCUUGAAGGUGACAUUAAUCCAACUGGAUAUGCAGGAUUUCGAUGUGAUACUAGGCAUGGAUUGGUUAGCUGCCAAUCGGGCUAAUAUUGAUUGCUCGAAGAAGGAAGUUAGCUUUCGCCUGCCCUCCGGACAAAACUUUACCUUUAAAGGAAUCAAGGUCGGGGUCCCGAGGGUGGUGUCGGCAUUGAAGGCCAGCCAUCUUCUCCAGCGUGGUGUCUGGGCCUAUUUGGCUAGCGUUCUGGAUGCAACGAAGGUUGUGCCGAGCAUUGAGGCGGUUCGUGUGGUUAAUGAGUUCACUGACGUGUUCCCUGAGGACCUCCUCGGCUUGCCUCCGUCUCGCGAAGUGGACUUGCAUAUAGAGUUGCUGCCAGGGACGACUCUCAUCUCGAAAGCACUUUAUUGA